Messenger RNA from Rhodamnia argentea, 1965 nucleotides. RefSeq names its product transcription factor MYB25-like. Gene Ontology annotation, cellular component: nucleus. NCBI's taxonomy places the organism in Eukaryota, Viridiplantae, Streptophyta, Magnoliopsida, Myrtales, Myrtaceae. Gene Ontology annotation, molecular function: RNA polymerase II cis-regulatory region sequence-specific DNA binding; DNA-binding transcription factor activity, RNA polymerase II-specific. The transcript has 2 exons. The coding region runs from base 156 to 1157 and encodes 333 amino acids. The record is from RefSeq and is a predicted model, not a curated record. Gene Ontology annotation, biological process: regulation of DNA-templated transcription.
UCGACCUCAAUGUCAUCGAGCCGGACAAAGAACUGGACCUGCCAGAAGGAGAUGAAGAAGAUGAGGAGGAAGAACUGGAGUCGCAAGAAGGAGGAGGAAGUGGGGCUGCUGGUAGUGGUCCGAGGAGCCGUGUUUGGUCGGCAGAGGAGGAUGCCAUGCUUUCUCGGCUCGUGGCUGCUUUCGGGCCGGUCAAUUGGAAUGCCAUCGCGGAGAUGGUUCCCGGUCGGAGUGGGAAGUCUUGCCGGUUCCAUUGGUUUAACCACCUCGAUCCUCGCCUCAAGCACGAACCUUUCAGCGAAGAGGAGGACCAAAUUAUCAUGAUGGCUCAUCAAAUCCAUGGGAACAAUUGGAAAUCGAUUUCAAAGAUGCUACCAGGUAGGACAGGUUAUGCAAUUAAGAAUCACUGGAAUGUCAGUUUGAAAAACAAGCAGGCGGAGCAAAGACGUCCCGAAUUAGGUGCCAGCGACAUGACAGCAGUUCAAAUCCUGACGGAAAUGAAGGCAUCCACUCAAAAGGCACUGUCCUUCAGAGAUGUGGGGAUGAGUGGAAACCGAGAGGAAGGAGAUAGUGGACAUUAUCAUGGACAUCAGAACUAUGAAGAUCAAGCACUUCAAGCCAAAGGAGGUUUUCUUGCUGCUGAGACAAGGGAAAACCCUCCUGUCCUUCGUCCAAAGGCAGGUUAUGGCGCAUUUAGUGUUUAUUACCCUCCAAGUGGUGGUCCUGGAAAUAGUUCUGGUGCUUCGACUGUGGUGCCCCUCCAGGGACCUCUGGCACAGGCUCUGGGGUCAGAGUUUGGUGUCCACCAUUUUCUUGAACAUGCCCAUGGGGAGCCUUUGAUUCCUCACCAAUGUGGCCAUGGUUGCUAUUCAGGUCAAAAUGGACCAGAUGGUGGAAGCUCCUUGUUGGGGCCUGAUUUCAUUGAUUACAUUGAGCCUUCCUCCUCCUCGCGCCAAGAGCUGAUGUCUAUAGCAGCAGACUUAAGCCAGAUUGCAUGGACUCAAAAUGACCCUGGCUAUGUCAGUACUGGGAUGCCAAGCAUGGAGAUGCGGCAGCCAACCCGUCCAAGCGAGAGAGAUUCUGCUGCAUUUGCUACUGAAGCAUCAGGACAGGAAAAUAAGAAUGAUCCCAGUGGCAAGUUGAAGGGUGUGAAGCAGUAAUAUAUCGGUCGCCGAGCCAGAUUUUGUGGUGCCAGCUCAAGUUGAAUGUUCCUGUUAACAUCACUUCUUUCUUUCUUUCCUUUUUAACAUUCUGAAUAGGACUUCUCAUGACAAUGGAUGUGUAUCGCUCGCCUGAGAAUUGAAGGCAAUCAUUUGACGUUCCAUUGGAUCAUUGUUAAUUACGUUGUAUCGGAUUCUUAUUUAGUGUCCAUCAAUGUCCUUGAUUUGCUAUUUCUGUCUACAUAAUGUUGGAGUUAUGUAGACAGAUUCUGCUGCAUUUGCUACUGAAGCAUCAGGACAGGAAAAUAAGAAUGAUCCCAGUGGCAAGUUGAAGGGUGCGAAGCAGUUAUAUAUUGGGUGACAAGCCGGAUUUUGUGGUGCCAGCUCAAGUUGAAUAUUUCUGUUAAACGCAUCACUUCUUUCUCUCUUUCUUUCUUUCCUUUAAACAUUCUGAACGGGACAUUGCAUGACAAUGGAUGUGUUUUGCCCGCCUGAGAGUUGACGGUGUUAAUUUGAUGUUCGAUUGGAUCAUUGUUGAUUAUGUUGUAUUGGAUUCCUUUUACUGUCCAUCUAAUGUCCUUGAUUCGCUAUUUCUGUCUACAUAAAGUUGGAGUUAUGUAGAGAGAUUCUGCUGCAAGCGGGAGAUUCUGCUGCAUUUGCUACUGAAGCAUCAGGACAGGAAACUAAGAAUGAUCCCAGUGGCAAGUUGAAGGGUGUGAAGCAGUAAUAUAUAGGGUGCCGAGCCGGACUUUGUGGUGCUAGCUCAAGUUUAAUGUUUCUGUUAAAUGCAUCACUUAUUUCUUUCUUU